CGAUCACAUUUUGUGAGAUUUUUUGUCACCGCCAAGUUUUUGCAGCCAUGCCGGACACUUGUGAGAUUUGCAAUAGCUCUGUUCUGACACGCCACAACCCAAGUGUGGCCUGUACAGGGUGCUCAAAAAUAUUCCACAUCAAGUGCUUGAACAUCCCUAAUUUCCCGGAUAAACCCAUACCUGGAUUAUUGUGGAACUGUUCAGACUGUGCCAUGACUGCAACAUCGGGUGGAAGCAAACAACUGGAUAUCAUUUUGUCGAAGUUAACUUCCGUUCAGAAUGACAUGACAGUUUUGAAAACCCAACAAAGAGAAGUAACUGAUUCCCUUCAGUUUUAUGGAAAUAAGAUUGAUGAUUUCAAUGAAAAGCUCCUGAAGUUCGAGCAACGACUUAGCGUUAUUCCCCAAUUACAAUCCAAAGUGAGCGAUAUUCAAACUGACUUCGAUCUAAUGAGGAAUGAAAUGGACCAUCUUCAGCAGCAACUCCGUAUGAACAACCUAGAAAUUCAAGGAGUCCCAGAAAAAAAUUCUGAGAAUGUUGAAGUUAUUGUCAAUGGUAUUCUGGAAGUAUUGGGUCUGCCUAAGGAUAAUUCGAUUGAGUCUUGUCAUAGAAUUCCCCAUAUGGAUAAGAAUGAUAAAAGACCACGUGGAAUAAUAGUCAAAGCUAGUUCGAAAAUGAUUAAAGACUCUAUCAUAACAGCCAUUCGUGCCAGAAAGGGCCUGGAUGGCCGCGAUAUUGGUCUUGGUUCCGGAUCCGAUAAGACGCCAAUAUUCAUUAAUGAUCACUUAACGCCAAAAAAUAAAGUGCUGUAUAAGAGAGUGAGAGAUAUUUGCCGUGUCAAAAAAUUCCAAUAUUGGACCAGAGAUUGUAAAAUAUACAUCAGGAACCCAAAUUCAGGAAAUGUAGUUAUGAGACAUUCGAUCGAUUUGGCCCUAAGCACCUACAUCUUAGGACCCAAACCAAAAUUCACUGGUCUUUCAAGACUGAUUGGACUACUAACGCGAAUCGUUAGUGCACUUAUCACGGAAGGACAAAACUGCAUCACCAUUUUGGACUGGAAUUGCCCUUUAUAUUGGACAGGAAACCUCCAUCUUCCGUUGGUUCUAGUUAAGGACCAGAUCCCUUCCCCAGGAUUCCAAACCAAGAAUUCGUCACUUGGGAUUUCACAGACACUCCAUGAAGUUACUGAUAAUAAAAAUAGAAACAAACAGCCUACAUGUAUUUCAACAGCCUCCCUGAGGAUAUUUCCAGAGACAUUCAAUAGAUUUGGCCCUAAGCACCUACAUCUCAGGACCCAAAUCAAAAUUCACUGGUCUUUCAAGACUGAUUGGACUACUUACAGAUCUGGAACUGAAUCUUAG
Molecule: messenger RNA, 1361 nt
Organism: Phaedon cochleariae (mustard beetle)
Lineage: Eukaryota; Metazoa; Arthropoda; Insecta; Coleoptera; Chrysomelidae
Source: the annotation of a GenBank genome assembly